This is a messenger RNA of Pteropus alecto (black flying fox), 1794 nucleotides long. RefSeq names its product major facilitator superfamily domain containing 6 like (gene MFSD6L). The coding region runs from base 1 to 1794 and encodes 597 amino acids. The record is from RefSeq and is a predicted model, not a curated record. The transcript has a single exon. Gene Ontology annotation, cellular component: membrane. Lineage: Eukaryota; Metazoa; Chordata; Mammalia; Chiroptera; Pteropodidae.
AUGAACGCCAAUCCCCAGUGGGACAUCAGCAGGACGCUGGGAGUGGCCAGACUCUUCCAAUUGGUGUGUGGGGUCCGGGAUGCCUGCGUGACUCCGUUUCUGACCCUCUACCUGAGGCAACUGGGCUUGGCCGCGCCCUGGGUGGGCAUCCUAAUGGGAACCAAGCACCUGAUCGCAGCCUUCUGGGCUCCCUUCUGUGCCUUCCUGGCCAAAAGCUACCAGAAAAGAAGGAUGCUUCUGAUAGGCUCGCUGCUUGGCUCGGUGGGAGCCAGCCUGUUGAUGGCCCUGGUGCCGCCGCUGGACAAAGAUCUAGGAUACCGCUCCUGUAAUGGCAGCCACAGCGUGACCACCACAGUCCUACCUCCCGGGGUCGCACUAACUCUGAACUUCACCUCAGCCCAAGAGCUGGCCUUAAACCACCCUGCGGAGGCGCCCAGCCUCCCAGACAAGAGGAGUACGGGGAUCCGGGACGCCUCUGGCUUCAGAAAAGGAUCUGGGCGAAGUAUCAAAGAACCUUUCAGUCAUCUGCCCAGCUACUUUGUGGGCUCCAUUGAAGGAGCCGGGACCGCAUCUGGCGUUCUCCUCCACCCUGUCACUUCAGGGAUGAAAGAUAAUCCCUGGGAAGGUGCUUUUAAGGUGGUCAGUACUGCCCUCCCUUUGCUUGCCGGGGAUUCAGCACUGGGAAGUCCAGCCAACUUGUCAGUUACCAAGGGGAACAUCGGGGCCCUUGACCUCUCCUGGGAAGGGUUGCAAUGGACUUUCAUUCUCUCCUUGGGGUCUGUGGUGUUCUGGGAGCUGCUGACAGCCCCACUGGAGCAGGUGGCGGAUGACAGCCUUUAUGAGUACCUAGAUUUUGUGGAUGCAACUGACCGUUACAAAAACCUUUGGAUCUGGAGGCUGCUGGGCAUGUCGGCAGGUGUAUGUGGCAUUGCAGCCUUGGAGGGGCAGCUGGACUGCUUCCUGGUGACAAGUGGCCCCCGAGGUGUGAUACACUUCUAUGGCUACUCGCUGGUCAGCACCCUGGCUUUACUGGUGAGCAUCGCAUUUCCCGUCCCUGUCUACAGGCGGCGGGAGCCCAGCUACAAACCGGUCAAAGUACUGUCUCUGGUGGGGGGUGACCCCCGCCUUAUUCUUCUAGCCUUCACUGUCUUUCUGAUAGGAGCCGCCACCAGCACAGUACAGAAUUUUCUGUUCUGGCACAUGAAAGACCAUGGGAGCAGCGAGCUGGUCAUGGGUUUCUCAGUAGCCCUGAGCUUGCUGGGGGAAAUUCUACUUCAUCCAUUCAAAACAAGGUUGCUCAGGAAACUGUCCAGGGUGGGCUCCGUGGGGCUGGGGCUAGGCUGCCUCUCAGGGCAGCUGCUGUACUACUCUUUCCUCUGGAGCUGGUGGUCUGUCCUCCCUGCUCAGAUCAUGAGUGCCAUCAGCAACGGGGCUCUGUGGUGGGCAGUGGAGGCCUCAAUAGAGGACCUGGCCACUCCCAGAACAGAGAGACCUUUGAGUACCAUGUUCAGAGGCCACUUCUAUGGGGGCGGGGCCAGCCUGGGUAGCUUUGUGGGGGGCUUCGUUGUGAUGCACUUCAGCCUGGCUGUGCUCUACCAGGCCAGCUGCGUGGUCCUGUUGCUCUGGCUGGCCCUGUUCCUGUCCAUUCAGCCAAAACUGCCUCAGGAGCGGAAAAUCAACUACUCAAAGCUGCUGGCUGUGGAGGCAAGUGAUACGAGUGACUCUGAGCAGGGGACUGAACGGGACUGGCUUGUGAAGGCCAUGAGGGAGGAACACUCAGACUGGAAGGGCUGA